Lontra canadensis (Northern American river otter) is the source of this 962-nucleotide messenger RNA. RefSeq lists its product as uncharacterized. The record is from RefSeq and is a predicted model, not a curated record. Bases 30 to 962 code for a protein of 310 amino acids. The transcript has 6 exons. Lineage: Eukaryota; Metazoa; Chordata; Mammalia; Carnivora; Mustelidae.
GAAGAUUUUCUGAUGGUGCUUUGGCCUCCAUGCAAAUGAAAAGCUGCACAAAGAAGAGGUCAUGUGUGCACAUAGAGAGAAGGUGGCUGCCUACAAGCCAAGAUGAGAGACCUCAGAAUGAAACUGACCUUGCUGGUACCUUGAUCAUGGACUUCUUAGCCUCUAGAACUCUGAUGGGGACCAUGAGCAACGAGGCUUUACUAGGAAAGAACAAGUGCAUGGCAGAGCUCCCGCUCCCACCUGAGCCACACAGACCACCACCUCCCGUGCGAUGUGGGCAGUGUUUGUGUCAGGUCAAUAAAAUAACACUGGAAAGUCGAAACAAGGAGAAGUUUGGGGGUUUUUUCUUCUCCCAUCCUGCCAAGUUAGUCAGCCUCUGUGUUCAGGGUUGGGGCUCCCUAGACUCAUGCUUCCUAGUAGCUGGAAGGUUCUGCGAUGUCCCAGACCUCAUUCAGGUGUCAGCAUUCUUCUUAAGGAUGCACCAACCCAGGGUUGCAAAUGAUAAUAGCUGUCAUCUGGUUGAUACCGUGUCAGGUGUUCUACAUACAUUAAUUCAUUUGGCCUUCUUCAUGAUCUCUGCCCCGCACAGCCACGCCUUCAUCUUCUUGGCAAUACUGAUACAGCUGGUUGAGUUCCCCUCUGCGGUGCCAGCACCCGCCACACCCACCCCUCACCGCCCCACCCCGCCCUCUCAGAGGUCUGUAACCACCCAUGUGGGGCCCCCUACCCCCCCACCCCUUCCUGGUGACCCCUCUCCAUACACAUCCAGGUCUCAGCUGUGUGGAGUUCCUCCCGGGAGCCCCGAGGUUCUGGUAGCCCAAACUUUCCCUUCUGUGUCCCCAGCUCCAGCGCCGGUGGCUAUAAUCCUACAGGUCCUCAUCACGAGGCCACGGCAGAGCCUCCUUUUAGCAAACCUAUCGGACCCUCUUCCUGACUUGACUGGGUCCCGGUACAACAUCUAA